Clupea harengus (Atlantic herring) is the source of this 930-nucleotide messenger RNA. It is a transcript of the gene gpx1b, whose product is annotated as glutathione peroxidase 1b. Gene Ontology annotation, biological process: response to selenium ion; response to hydrogen peroxide; glutathione metabolic process. NCBI's taxonomy places the organism in Eukaryota, Metazoa, Chordata, Actinopteri, Clupeiformes, Clupeidae. Gene Ontology annotation, molecular function: glutathione peroxidase activity. Gene Ontology annotation, cellular component: mitochondrion; cytosol. The record is from RefSeq and is a predicted model, not a curated record.
UCAAUUGAAAGAUCCUGCGUCUGCUUAAGUUCAUCCAACAUGGCCGCAAUUAAAACUCUCUACGAUAUUUCUGCAAAACUACUAACAGGGGAGCUGCUAAACUUCUCAUCACUAAAGGGUAAAGUUAUUCUUAUCGAGAAUGUUGCUUCUCUAUGAGGUACGACUACUCGGGAUUACACCCAGAUGAACGAGCUCCAUGACCGAUAUUCGUCAAAGGGGCUUGUUGUGCUGGGAGUUCCCUGCAAUCAGUUCGGACAUCAGGAGAACUGCAAGAAUGAUGAAAUUCUGCUGUCUUUGAAAUAUGUCCGUCCGGGAAACGGCUUCGAGCCCAAAUUUCAACUCCUUGAGAAGAUUGACGUAAAUGGAAAGGACGCCCAUUCUUUGUUUGUGUUUCUCAAAGACAAGCUUCCUUUCCCCAGCGAUGAUUCUAUGUCUCUCAUGACCGACCCCAAGAAUAUCAUGUGGAGUCCUGUUCAGAGAAAUGACAUCGCCUGGAAUUUUGAGAAGUUUCUUAUCGGCCCGGAUGGAGUGCCCUUUAAGCGUUACGGGCGCUGUUUCCUCACCAGCAGCAUUGAGGGGGAUAUCAAGAAGCUUCUUAAAGUUGCUAACUAAAACGUCCAAGCACUGUUUACGCAGAGACAAGAUGUUACAUGGGGAUGUAGUCUCUCUUUUAAUUGUGCUUUCCAUCAAGUCUGAGGAGGUUGUUCCGUGACCAUGUUGUCUCUGUUAGACAGAUGCCCGUCGCCAGUAGGUCAUCUGUGCUCAUAUACGAUGUGCCUGUGUCAGGAUUUUCACUUAAUGAAGGUGUUCUUUUAAACAUAUUUGUGGAGGAUAUCUGAUGCCAUGGAAGUCUUGACUUGACAGUUGCAUUUUCUAUGGAAAGCACAAUGACUUCUGCUGACUAAAUAAAUAUAUUUUCUAUCAUCUUAA